UACUCUCAUAUGUUGAAUCGUUUGUAUUAUAUAAUUUGUAAGUCUUAAAUGGAAUUUCCCAGUGAUUUUUCCAAUGUGCUCCAUAUAUAGGAGUUUAGCUCUGACAAGGAAUCUGAGGCCGCUUGGAAAGCUUUUUGUGCCUGCAUUUGAGAAUGUAAGGUCACGUUUUAUUCAACUCUCAAGAGGUCCGUUGCUACAUGGCGAAUACGAAUUUAAAGACCCAAAAUCUCCAGAUGAAGUGGUAAAUAUAACAUAUAUAGAUGCUAAAGGAGAGAGACAUGAUGUUAAAGGAAAAGUUGGUGAUAAUGUUAUGUACUUGGCUCAUCGAUACAAUAUCCCAAUAGAAGGUGCUUGUGAAGCAUCGUUGGCCUGCUCUACAUGUCAUGUCUAUGUCAAGGAGGAAUAUUUCGACAAGUUAGAUGAACCUGAUGAAAAAGAGGAUGAUAUGCUUGACAUGGCUCCAUUCUUGCAGGAGAAUUCGAGACUAGGCUGUCAAAUAAUUCUCAGUAAAGAUUUAGAAGGGCUUGAAGUUACUCUUCCAAAAGCAACAAGAAACUUUUAUGUUGAUGGACAUGUUCCUCAGCCACAUUAACCGUGGACACAGGAAGCCCAGAAAUGUAGACAGAUAAAUAUUAUACUUGUAUAUUUGGAAUCAACUAAUGUGUAUUUUUUGUUGUACAAAAGUGCUCAUGACACAAAAUGUUUGAUUUUGAAAAUAGUAUUUAUUUAAUAUGAAGUGAAUACUGUAAAACUGGGUGCAGUCUUCGUACUUAAGAGAAAAUUUAUUAUGCAUCAAGAAUAGUACUAUUAUAAGUAACUAUAACACAUUCAAAAGGAGAAAACUGCUAGAAAGGACCACAAAAGCUAUUUAAUCAUUAGAUUAGCAUAUUGUGAGGUCUACGAACUUAUAAGGGAUCUAAAGGCUUUUAAGCCUUAAAAGACCCUUUUGAUGACAGAAGAGUACAUAGGCUGUUUACAAGUAGAGACAUCAGCUUCAAAAUCUCAUCUCAUGUACUAUUAGCAACAUAAAUUAUAGAGAGUUUUAGAUUCACGUUUACUGCAAAUGCAAGUGUCAAAUUUGCUUGUUAUGCUUUGUCUCAAAAUUUCAAACAAAUGUAAAAACGCUUCAAAAGGAAUAGUGAUGUGCUUAUGUAUGAAAAAGUGAUCUAUUUUAUACACAAUCACAAAAGAACGGAGCGUUAAAACAGAAAAACAGUGAUCACGUGAUCAGUUUUGACGUUUGGCGUUUGGCGUAAACACUCUCUAAUAAUGAUUUGCAUCACACUUACCUUAAGGCAAUGGCAUGCAAAGGUAUAGAGUUUAAUUGUUUCUGAAAGCAACUUGACGUCACUGACUUUGUUACAGAGACCUGAAACACACAAUCCAUGGAUUUGAAAGAGAAUAAAUGCUGAAAGUGAGAA
This is a messenger RNA of Exaiptasia diaphana, 1421 nucleotides long. Its product is annotated as adrenodoxin-like protein, mitochondrial. Gene Ontology annotation, molecular function: 2 iron, 2 sulfur cluster binding. Gene Ontology annotation, cellular component: mitochondrion. The transcript is spliced from 6 exons. Lineage: Eukaryota; Metazoa; Cnidaria; Anthozoa; Actiniaria; Aiptasiidae. Gene Ontology annotation, biological process: positive regulation of oxidoreductase activity; P450-containing electron transport chain. The coding region runs from base 74 to 592 and encodes 172 amino acids. The record is from RefSeq and is a predicted model, not a curated record.